GUUGUACUACUACCUACUACUAUUACUACUACACGGCAACAGCGCCAUCAGCUAUCGUUGUGUACCGAUCCGCGCCGAGUGUGACAGGUGGCCGUGACGGCGGCUAACGUUGUCUAGUAACUACACGAAAACCGAUAAUACCGGUUUAGCCAUCACUUUCUACCGAAGAGUUAUCCUGGUCAGAUGGUGUUGUGUCUGCACAUACGCCGCGAGCGCGUGCGGACGUGAAUGUUGCGCAGUCGUUCGCUAGCCUCGCGCCGCGUAGCCUACUAAGUGUUGACGGUCGUUCGGUUCGAUCGGAUAUUUCCGCCAACGUUUUAAUAUUAUUUCAUUCGAGAACUUUUCGCGACCCCAACGCGUUCCGUAGCCGAUCGUCCGUUCGUAAUCGAACAAAACGACGACGACCAGGUCGUCUCCAUAACGAUUUUCGUGUGCCAUUGCAUUCAACCGUUGCUGCGUAUCGAAACACUUUACAAUGCCGGACUCGACAAACACUGAUGACGCCGCGGCCAAGAAGUUCAAGACUAUUAUGGAAGAGGGGUGCAACGUGCCGGUUGACACCACACGACCCAAAAACGUUCCGGAAUGGUUCGAUGCGGAGUUGUUCAGCAGAGGACAAAAGUAUUUUUAUUCCAAUUUCUAUUCAAUGUUUGCUUCAAAUUUGAUUGGAUUAAUAUUGGUAUUAACAGUUCCAACAAUAUUGGAUGUAUUAGUGUUCACAAAUAAAUCUUCUGAUCCUUAUACCGCUUUUAGGAGGUAUCUUGAUACCAUUAGACACAUGCUGAGGUGGUAUAGAUACGACGUGACAAAUUCUAAAUCAAAAUCUCAAAUGUCUGUGGCCAUUGUACACGGACUUCACUGUGCUGCAAAUCGAGUAUCGAAUAAGUCUGGACUCGGACUGCGAGUAACUCAAAAAGAUAUGUCAUUAACUCAAUUCGGUUUCAUGGGCUUAUCGUUGUUGAAAAAAAAAGAAUUAGCUAUUGUAGGCACUGAAGAAGACGAAAGGGCCCUUUUGCAUUUUUGGCGUACUAUUGGCUUCAUGUUGGGAAUUCAAGACAAGUACAACCUGUGCAGCGGAUCGCUGGAGGAGGUGCGGGGCACGUGCGCGCUGAUCCUGCGCGACGUGUACGGGCCGGGGCUGCUGAGCCCGCCGCCCUCGUUCGAUCACAUGGUGCAGGCGCUGCUCGAAGGCAUGAAGCCCAUCUCGCCCAUGCUGGACAUGGACGCGUUCCUGGCGUACUCGCACGAGCUGUGCGGCGUGCCGGUGCGCGCGCCGCUGGUGGCCAGGUACAGCCGGUGGAUGUACAACGUGCAGGUGUACACGCACUCUGUGCUGCUGAGCCGCGCGUGGCUGGCCGUCGUGUUCCGGCCACUGCUCAACUACAACAUGAGGUUCUCGGUGUGGCUGAACAUCAACUUCCCGAUCGGCGCGGCGCUUCGGUUCGGCACCAAAGUGUUCCACCGGGUCCAGGACAGCGCGGCCCCGCACGCGGUGGCCGCCACGCACUCGGUUGCCGCCGCGCACUCGGUAGCCGCCGCGCACUAGACGCGCAGACGCGCAGCCGCCGCCGUGUGCCGUGGCUGCUCGGUAAACCGCCCCUAUACUUCACCAUAACUGCGUCACCGACAGUCGUAAUAAUUGUAGUGUGUAGUGUUAUGUUACGUUUUUUAUUUUAUUUUAUAAUAUUUGUUAUAUUGAAAACCGUUCGGUUUUAGAGCGUCCUCCGACCCCUCCCCCCCAAAUUGGAUUCGAAAUGACGAAACGGUAACGGCCGUUCGUUCGAAUCGCUCGAGAUGAAUAAAGUCCCUCGAGUUCGAAUUCGCGGAAAGUCCAGUACCGAUACUAAUUUUUUUUUUAUUUUUACAUUUUUUUUUUACGCAGAUACGUUUAAGACGAAUGAUAGUAAGAAAAAGUGAACGGAUGCGCGUUUGUGACUAGCGGUGGUGCCCCGUGACAACGUUAUAUUACACCAUGAUAUUAAAAACCGAUCGCUUUUAGCGUGCCCCCCUUUCACCCACUUAAAUGUUCAUCCCCAGCAAAACUCUGUUGCCGCGUUUCCGAGCUAUAGUAUGUGCCUUAUACUUAUCGACGUUUCUAAACAUAUUUUCAAUCGCGUACCCCCAUGACCUCUUGCAGUCCGUUCACGCUUCUAUCGUCAAUUCGAAAUAGAAACGAUACGAUAUUAUACGUUAAGUUAUAAUUAUUUAUUUUAAUCACUUAUAAAAUAUAGUGUUAUUAUGUAAAUGUAAUGUUAGCAUAAUUAUACAACUAUUGUUGUCUUCUUUACAGACCUUACGGGAAUGUUUCAACUCAGGUUUAUCGAUUAAAUUAAUUAUUCAUUUUUUAAUAUUUAUUUCCCAUUUUCGAUGAUCGUUUACUGUUGUGCUUAUAAAAGUUUCAUUGUACAUCCGUCACACGUGUUUUGGAAUUAAAAAUAUAUCGAUAUCGACCGUGACCUUUGUCCUAUACGUAUAUCGGUUGUAGUUAUGCAAUGUUAUCGAAUUCGUCUUGAAAAUUAAAGUUCAGUUACGUAAACCGUGUGAACUUAUAAAUCAUAUUUCUAAUCAUAAAUCACGACGUGCCCAUAUAAUAUUUGUAUUAUAAAUAAAUUAUAAUUUAUUACUUAUUAACGUGUAAGAAUAUUUAUAAGUAAUAACUUAUGAAUAUGAGAAUGCCGAUUUAUAUCCGUUUCCUCUCUGUAGAUGGGUUUAAAUAGGACUUGAAAGAUUCCGUAAACGUUUCUGGGACUCUGGGUUAAGCACAACAUAGGUAAAUUCUAUAAACAAAAUAGGCCGGUUUAUAAUAUUAAUGAAUAAUUGUUAAAUGGUGAUUACUGAUUAGUUAUUUAGU
Messenger RNA from Melanaphis sacchari, 2851 nucleotides. RefSeq lists its product as uncharacterized. The transcript has 5 exons. The coding region runs from base 476 to 1546 and encodes 356 amino acids. The record is from RefSeq and is a predicted model, not a curated record. Gene Ontology annotation, molecular function: oxidoreductase activity. NCBI's taxonomy places the organism in Eukaryota, Metazoa, Arthropoda, Insecta, Hemiptera, Aphididae.